UUCAUCAUCAUCGGAUGAACGAAAUCAGAAAAUCGAACAGAAAUUGGGGGGUUUAGGGUUCAUCAUCAACCUGAAUUUGAAUUUGUCGAGAUAACAAACAAAUCAAAUCGAAGAAAAGAAAAUGGGGAGUAUUGUAAAGGCGUAUUAUUAUUGUCAGCACAAGAGCAGCAGCAGUUUUCAGCUUCACCACCAUUAUUACAGCAGAGGAAGAACUACUACUACUUCCAACCUUCAGAACCCUGUUUCCCUCUUCGCCUUCACUUCUCCUUCCAUUUCAUCUUCUUCUUCUUCUGAUCCCCCUUCUCCUUCUCCUUCUCCUUCGUCUUCAUCUGCAUCUCCUCGUCCUAUUAAACACCAAUUCGUUGGAGGCGGCCACUUCAUCAUUCCCUCGAUCGCUGUGGCUGCUUCCGCCUGCUUCUUCCUCCGUCUGCACCUUAACCCUCCUAUCAUCACCUCCUCUCCCCUUGAUGAUUUCCAGCUCCAACUGGAGGAACCAGGUUCUAUCAGAGAGCUCCCUCUCCUCCACCGCAAUCAUCAUUAUCUCCUCAAAGCUCUUCACUUUUACAAAGUCAAGCCAGGUACCGUCCUCAAACUCCUUGACGUUUACGACUCCGAUAGCUACGACUCCUUGAAAGCCCGCAUUCGUUUGUCCGCCGAGUGGUUGGAGACUGCCAGGAGAGAGCUCGAUGAGGUUGCUGAGAGGGACCCUGCUCGGGUCAUGGAGUACUCCCAGGUGGUUGAUGAGCUGAUGGAGAUUCUCAGGGACAUGGACCUUUACAUCGACAAAUGCCAAAAGGACAACGUCAAGGGUUACCUUCGUUCCUGCAACCGCUUGCUUGCCCGUGUUAGGAGGAUGGAGGCUCAGAUUCUCAAUCUCCUCAAAGAGUUUCAUGAGGAGGAUGACCAAGGACCUGGAGGACAGACUUAACUUAGUCUUGUUGUUUAGGAACAGAUAGCUAUUGGACAGGGUAAAUUGCUUCUUGCAGCCACUUGUCUUUUCUUUUGGGAGGAGGUUUUAGCUUACAACUUUCAUAUGAUGAGCUCUGACAAAACAGAGAAUGCAGUUAUAGGGAAUAGUAUUGCAUACCUCUGGUAUCACGAAAAAACAAAACUUGUACUUACUGAAUGAGAUAGUGUAAUCUUGUAGUGAAUCGUUAUUUCUAAAUGCAUCGACUAUAGAAAAUGUGAUGUUGGCUUUCUAUGUAUACAGUGGCAAUCCCAAUGCUUAUAUAAAGUCCUGCUUUUGUGGGAUCCAGCUAGUAAGCUUUUUCUUGGUCACUAGAUGUUUUUCUUGGUUGAUUCAAUCUACGACGUACGUCCACGCCAC
Molecule: messenger RNA, 1327 nt
Organism: Camelina sativa (false flax)
Lineage: Eukaryota; Viridiplantae; Streptophyta; Magnoliopsida; Brassicales; Brassicaceae
Source: RefSeq, a predicted model, not a curated record